Messenger RNA from Hemicordylus capensis (graceful crag lizard), 2333 nucleotides. RefSeq lists its product as uncharacterized. Gene Ontology annotation, cellular component: cytoplasm. NCBI's taxonomy places the organism in Eukaryota, Metazoa, Chordata, Lepidosauria, Squamata, Cordylidae. The transcript has 19 exons. Bases 54 to 2282 code for a protein of 742 amino acids. The record is from RefSeq and is a predicted model, not a curated record.
GCGUCGGGUUAGAAGUGAGAGUAGUGCUAGCUUGGCUAGUUUUUUCUUGAGAUAUGUCUUCUAGUGCAUACACUGAGUCUGAUGAAUUUGAUGAGGACCUCAUGUCCGCUAGCAGCAUGGGAGACGAAGAGGCGGCUGCUCUUAUGAGAGACCUGGAGCAGUCCGUGAGUUUUUCCAUCGGUAUCCUCCCAGAAGGUUUGAGCGAGGAAAAGCUCGUAAUUGAACUCGCUUCUGUCCUCCUCGGCCUGACGAGUGAAGACCCAGAGAUCAAAUUGAAGGCUCUCCAGAACUUCUUCAGGAACCUCACAGGGGUCAAGGCUGAUCCAUGUGGACAGCUGCCUGAAGAACUGAUUGGACGUCUGGUGGCAGUGACUUGCCUCUGUGCUUUAGAUGAGAACAGAGAGAUCAGGCAGAUGGCGGCAGAAGUCCUGUGUGAGCUCCUGCCCAUCCUGCGCCGUGGAGAACAGAGGCUGAUGUAUACACCUUGGGGCAAAGACCUGGUAAAACGAGCUCUCUCUGCCCUGGGACCAACUAGAGAACCCAACCCUUCUUUCUUCAGCGGAAACUGCUACAACCUUGCAAUGGUCUUCGGUGGAUUCCUCUCCUCCGAGCAGCUCCUGGAGGUCAUGCAUUUCUUGGGAGGGGAUCUGACCACUGAAGGCUCAUUUGACCUCCUAAACGUAUUCCACCUGCUGUGCGAGGUCAUAAAGCAGUUCAGCGGCAAGUCAAUGUGGUUGGAGGAACUUCUGGACCACUUGUUCAUCCGGCUGAAGGACAGAGUCCCACAUGGUCAAGACGUAGCCUUGCUAGCCUUCCCCAUCUUGGCAGUAGAUCAUCUUGAGGAGGUGGUGCUAUACCUCCUCAAACACCCUUUCAGCAAGUGCCAGGAGUACUGGCAGGCAAUAUUCAAUGCUGCUGACCACAGCCAGAUACUUGUUGAGGUGGCAAAAUGGAUGCCGGAGUGCAGCAGAGUUGCGACUCGUGCAGUCCGGGUCCUUUUCUUAUUCCUUAAGUCUAGUGACAAGCAAGCUGUGAAGGAGAGGUUUCCACACCUCUUACUUGCCCUGCUGCAACAGAUCUAUGAACGGCUGGAGGAGAAUCGGGGUGUGAUUGAGAGCCUGGAAACUCUGCACCUCCUCCUUAGGACUGUUGACAUAGAGGAGGAGAGUCUGAGGGAAUACCUGGACCACUUUGGCAGGCCAGAAGGCUUCAGCCACGGACUAUCCAUUUUGGUGAGCAUACUCAUCGCUAAAGGUUCGUGGUCAACCCCAGCCCUGGUACACUAUAUUGGUGAUAUUUUUGAAGGCAAACAAACAACUCGCCUGCCUGAAAUAGCACUGGACAUCUACCUUGAGCUGUUCAUAAACCAGCACAUCGUGGAGGCCAACCAGGAGACGGUGGAUUUCAUCUUCAACUGUCUUGGCCAUGACAACGCUCAAGUACAGAAGCUAAGCCUCCAGGGGAUCGCUCUUCUGUUCAAUUCAGAAGUGGACCCUUGGACUAUAUCGGUGGCUCUCUUAAGCUCACUGGGAAUGGCAUGCAAGCCAGAUGUCAUUCCCGAGCUAAUGAUGCUGGUGGAAAUUGCCCUCCACAGUGUCAGUGGAGAGAGAGGAGAGGCCUAUAUGAGGAAGCUGGCAUCCGUCUACUGUGGCUACAUUGCCCACGAGAAAGCCAUGGUUCGAGCAGCAGCCAUUGAACAUCUUGGGAUGCUUCGGGCCAGGUUUGGGGAGCAAUGGCCUCCAUGUAUACCUGAGGAAGGCCUGUAUGAGCUUGUGAAUGUUUUGAUUCACUUGGAGGAUGAGGAUGAGGUGGCUGAGGCAACAAAGGCCACUCUGAAACAGCUGGUCCCAGAGGUGAGGUGGCGGGUAGACCCCAAAACCUAUAGCCUCCAUCGUGUGCUCCAUCAGGCGGCCAAAUAUGUGACAAAAAAGUACAAGAAGGAUCUGGUGCGUGGUGCUGCCUUCAGCUGCAUGCUUCCUUCCUCCAACAAUCUGCCAGCAGUCUCAAGGGUGGCAGCACUCUUUGUCGGACACCUUGCUCACAAGGAUGCAACCUUCAUCACGUUGGAGGAUAUGGGCUCUUACUGUACAUGGCUUGAAGGGAUGGCCGAGCAUAAUGAUGAAGAGGUGCGGCGUGCAGGAGAAAGCACCAUUUGUGUCAUGCAAAAAGCCGUUAAUGACCAUACUAAAGGGAGAGUCCACACACUAAAGAAAAGGUUUAUCCGGCAUGUGAAAAAAGAAAGAUGCCCCAAAGACUUCAAACACUCAGUGCCUGGUGAGUGAGGAACCACCAUUGUAGCACAACUCCACUGUCCCUGGGGCCUGUGAGGGGAA